AUGACACCCGUUCCCCGGAUCAUAGUCGUUCGCGGUGAAUAUUCCCCGUCGCCCGUCAGUAUCUUCCCUCUCAGCGUGAUGGCUUCCUGUACGCGCUGGGCCUGGCUCUUGGGGGUUACCGUCUUGCUUCUCGCGCUCGCUACACCCGGCACCGCCCAUCGCAAGAAGAGACCCGACACGUUAGCACCACCGCUGGCUCCAAUACCGAGGCCAUCCGUAGCUCCAACACCGCUACCGAGGCCGCCUCCAGCACCUGUGCCAAAAGUACCACCGGCUCCCAAAUCGAAGCCGAAGCCAACGGUAGCUCCAACGUCCAUACCGAGAGCGCCCCCUGCACCUGUGCCAAUCGUACUGCCAUCGCCUAAACCGAAGCCAAAGCCCGAGUUUACAGAAGAAGAGAUUAAUAAUGGAACGGCAUUGGCGAAGUUGAAUAAAAGGGCCCUCGAGAAUGCGCGGAGAAUCAAUGUCCCACAAAAACAUCCUAUAUCCAACAUGACUACCAAUGGCACAAGGUUGUGUCAAGGAGAUGGAGUGCUGAUUAGAAAAGAAUGGCGGAAGUUGACUGUAACGGAGAGGAAAUCCUUCAUUACUGCCGUCCAAUGCAUUAUGAAUGAGCCGGUGAUAUCAGAUCCCAAGAGAGUACCAAUGGCAAAGUCCCUAUAUGACGACUUUGUAGCCGUUCACUACACCAGCUUUCGCAACACGCAUCUUACAGCCUCCUUUUUUGCCUGGCAUCGUUAUUACUUGGCAAGCUUCGAGCAAAGACUGCGCACGCAAUGCAGAUACAAAGGCGCUCUUCCAUACUGGGAAUGGGGCCUCGAUGUCAAUGACCCGGCCGCGUCACCGGUCUUCGACGGCACCGAAUUCUCCCUGGGAAGCGACGGCGAGUUCAUACCUCACGAUGGCCUUCAACUACGCCGGCCCUUCUCGAACACCACUAUCAAACUCCAACCCGGAUCCGGAGGCGGUUGCAUCAAGUCAGGCCCCUUUCAGAACAUGCGGGUACACAUUGGCCCCGCCGAACUCGCGCAAUAUGGUACAACAAAGCCCUUCAACGUCACAGAUCCCCUCCAAGAUCUGCCGAGAUGCCUAAAGCGGGACCUGAACAAGGACGUAGCCAUGAGGUUCAACUCCUUUAGAAACACAACGACCCUCAUCCUCGACCAGACCAACAUCAAGAACUUUUCAUCGCUGUUGCAGGGAGACGAUCGAUUCUUCCCUAAUACAUUAGGCAUCCACGGCGGCGGUCAUUUUAUUAUCGGCGGGGACCCCGGAGCAGACAAUCUCAUUGCGCCCGGCGACCCGGCAUUCUGGGUCCACCAAGCCCAGGUCGACCGCGUGUACUGGAUCUGGCAGAAUCUAGACUUUAAGAAUCGGCAGGGCGUGUUUGGCACGAUGACGCCCCAAGAUAACCCCAAGAGUCCCGAGGGUAGCGUCGAUGAUGAUGUUGAUCUCACGCCCGUCAACACUCCGGUGAAAAUUAGAAACUUGAUGAAUACGGUUUCCGGGGCACCGCUUUGUUACAUAUAUGAGUAG
Colletotrichum orchidophilum is the source of this 1536-nucleotide messenger RNA. RefSeq lists its product as uncharacterized. NCBI's taxonomy places the organism in Eukaryota, Fungi, Ascomycota, Sordariomycetes, Glomerellales, Glomerellaceae. The coding region runs from base 1 to 1536 and encodes 511 amino acids. The transcript is spliced from 5 exons. The record is from RefSeq and is a predicted model, not a curated record. Gene Ontology annotation, molecular function: oxidoreductase activity.